CGUCCACAUUGCCAGCCUCAUCUUCAUUGGCAGCAUCGCCAUCGUGGCAGUCUGUAUUUGUAGCCAUGUAGGCUCAAGGGUAAUGGCCGCGCCGUCGGAGGCACCUGACAAACCAGAGGUCCUUCGGCUUCUGGAGAAAUGGCACAAACCGUCCUUGCACCAUGAUUCUGCAGAGUUGCGCACGCUGGAACGCGUGACUGAAUCAGGCAAGGAGUUUUGGAGGAGGCGGUUUGAGCGCAGCAUUGCUGAAGCAGAUGGGAGGCCGCUUCUGCUGUCGUAUGCUGGCGAUGGCACAAAACUCCGAACGGUGCAUGGUUCCAGCGUCCGGUACAAUUGCAAACGUGCCAGGCUAUGUGGGCGCCAGUUUCUCGAAUACUACGUGCAGCUGUGUUUCCUCGAAUUCGUCGACCCCUCAGGUCGCAAGAAUGUCACGGUCAUGUUUGAUGAGCCAAAUCCCAUGACAGACGGCCAAGGAGCUGCCGCAUCGGCUGCUUUCGCUUUGCGUAUGAUCAUGAACCCGAGGAAAUACGGCCAUGGAGGCCUCAUCAUAUUUCAUUGCGCAUUUGACCGCGCCUUAUUAGCAUCAGUUUCUCGCAUAUUGAAGCAAUGGUGGAAAAAGGAAGCCGUCCAACAAACAGAUAUCUACGAGCAUCCGCCGGACAUUUUGUAUUUGAUGCAGUGGUUUGUCGAAACAGGGUGCAGCAUGCACGACACCCAUAAGUCAAUCGAGUGGUCUUUGUGGACGUGGUACCAUAACAAAUCUCUGAUGAAAAACGUGCACUUGGCCAUCGAAAGCCUUCGCGAUAGCAUGCAACAGUUGAGCGGGUUGACUCCCGAGUGGAUGUGGGACGUUACGGUCGCUCGCUCCGCCGAGGAACUCGACGACCCAGACGAUUUGAAACAUUUCUGGUUGGCGAUGGGCGUGGAGGAGAGCGUCGUGGCCACCCUGGUCAGCUUGCGCUUGCGGUACUUUGGGGGUCGACUCGAGAUCCUUGACACAGGCGAUGCGGGCGAGGACACCUUCACCAAUAUGAAUUUCUGCUUGUUCAGCGUCUGGCGCUUGAAAAAGUUCAAUGGCAGCAGGUGGCAUGCUGCAACCCGGGCUUGCCAGAUGGGCGUCGGAGCAAUAUUUGGCGGGCUGCGCGGACUCGCCAAGCACGUGCUGGACCGCCCCAACGCGCAGGACUUUUACUUGGGAGGCGUGGAGCGGCUCGGUUCGGACGAACUUCACUUCAUGGUGACGGCUGCUACGGCCAGUUUCCCAGCGGGCGCAGUGAUGCAGAUGUUGCUCAGAGAUUCCCGGGUGGCCAUGCACCUGUGCGCUCUGAAGACAACUAUUCGUGAGGCGAUGGAUAAACUUUGCAACUAUGGCGAUGGUAUAUGGGGUCUCUUCGGGAGAGUCUGCAACAUGGCUGGCCCUGAAGUGCGGCACUCGUCCAUUGGCGCGGCCCACGUCGCCAUCGGUUUCAUGAUGUUUCGCUUUGUCUGGAAAGCAGAAGGCGCCCCUUGGUGCAUGGUUCGUGGAGACGUUGAUGCCAAUUUGGACGCUCUCAAACGAGGCCCGAUACCGACCGAACCCAUCACGGAGCAGAUGUGGCAUCUGGACAAAUUCCCUUGGGGGCGGCGUGUCAACAGACAGGGUGUCGCGCUGCUGGCCGACAUACCCUGGGACACGAUUGCGGCGGAGCAUUUGCACGCUUCGGGGGCGCUCCGGGGCAAAUUUCGCCCUGACACAACGUGCGAGGGCCUGAUGGCGAGGGCGUUCAUGCACAUGAGUAAGAAGGUCCCCCCAGGCCUCGACGAGGACGAACGCCGCGAAGCCAUGCUACACAAUCGUUUGAAGCGCCUCGAGAAAAGGCGGCCGCAAAGUUACCAGGGGCGUGAGCAGUAUGUGAAGGAACUCGUUGAGUUGUCCAAGGUCCGGGAG
This is a messenger RNA of Prorocentrum cordatum, 1927 nucleotides long. The record is from the annotation of a GenBank genome assembly. NCBI's taxonomy places the organism in Eukaryota, Dinophyceae, Prorocentrales, Prorocentraceae.